Penicillium pulvis is the source of this 612-nucleotide messenger RNA. RefSeq names its product cupin domain-containing protein. NCBI's taxonomy places the organism in Eukaryota, Fungi, Ascomycota, Eurotiomycetes, Eurotiales, Aspergillaceae. The record is from RefSeq and is a predicted model, not a curated record. The transcript has a single exon. Bases 1 to 612 code for a protein of 203 amino acids.
AUGUCAGCCGGACAAAGAGAACCCAAGCCGCUUCGUCGGAUCAUAACAACCCACGAUUCUCCAAGCGGCCAAGGUACCUUCAGCAACGCGGUUGGGGAGCAGGUGUCGUUCAUUGGCUUCCCGGUUCCCCCAGGCAGGCCCGCAACGUCAGACUAUGCUCUGGCCUAUAUCACAACCACCUUUCCUGUGCAAGGGCUUUCCCCUCCGACUUCCGCAACCCCGGAGUCCAAAGCCAACCUUGACAUCAAGCAAUAUCGAUCCCAACUCUCGGAUCCAACGCCUUUGAAUCCGCCAAGCGGCACCUCUUGCACAAUUAUUGAGGUACCACCGAGUGGAACUGUCCCGAUGCAUCGAACGGUGACCGUCGACUAUGGUGUCAUAAUUGACGGCACUACGGAAUUAGUCCUUGAUUCUGGGGAGAAAAAGUUACUGAAAAAGGGUGAUGUAUUUGUUCAGCGUGGCACGGCUCAUUCUUGGCGGAAUAUGACUGACAAGAACGACAAUUCUGGUAUUUUACGUGUCUUUUUCGUGUUUCAACCUAUGGAACCGGUGCAACUGGAAGGUGGGAAGGUCCUCGGUCAGGACUUGAAUCUAUCUCUGCAGAAGGCUUGA